AUGAAGUGGGAGAACUACUGCGACUUUGUGGCCGGAUGCUUUGGCGGUGCCUGCGGGGUGCUGGUGGCCCACCCACUCGACACCAUCAAAGUUUGGCAACAGGCCUCAAAUUCAUCCGUUGUGACAGCCAUUCAACAGAUCUACAGCAGGAAUAAUGGGGUCAACGGCUUCUACCGGGGCAUGUUCUUCCCGUUCAUAUCGACGGGAGCGAUCAAUUCGCUGCUCUUUGGCAUCUAUGGAAACCACCUGCGGCAGCUGAGGAAAGUGUGCCACAGUGACUACCAGCGGGAGCAGCUGGAGUACCACAACAUGUUCCUGGCGGGCUCUGUGGCUGGAUUCGUGCAAUCCUUCAUCGCCUGUCCCAUGGAGCUGAUCAAGGUUCGCCUGCAGACAGCUACUUAUUACAGUGACUAUCUCUAUGGCCAGAGAAGGACCGCCUUUGGCACGUUCAAAAGGAUACUCAAGACUGAUGGAAUCUCGGGGCUCUAUCGAGGCCUUUUGCCCAUGAUGUGCCGCGACGUCCUUCCUUAUGGAAUCUAUAUGCUGGCCUAUCGCCAGGGCGUUGACUACAUGGACAGGCGGGACUUUGUGCGCCGGCGACGCAGUCAUUCGGACGGAUCCAGUGUGAAUCUGCUGGUGACCACGCUGGCCGGCGCCUGGGCCGGUGUCAUCUCGUGGGUGUGUGUCAUUCCGUUCGACGUGGUCAAGACGCUGAUGCAGGCGGACGAGAACCACAAGUACCGGGGCAUCUUCCACUGCGUGCGGGUGCAGUACAGAGCCUACGGCUGGAGGAGCAUCUUCCGCGGGAGCUGGAUGCUGGUGGCGCGGGCGGUUCCCUUCAACGCCGCCACUUUCCUGGGCUACGAGUAUGCGCUGGAGUGGUGUCAGCGGUGGAACGGCACCUACGUAUGACCCAGCCAGUCUGGCGGAGAUUAGGAGCCUUAGUUUGUAUGCUGUGUACAUUGUUGUCAACUGAGAAUGAGUGUGAUCGAAAAAUGCAAAUCUAUUCUAUAAUUUACUUCAAUGCUGUUUAACAGCACUAACAAAUAGCUUUAAUUGCCUCACUUUGUAAACGUUUUAUCGUAUCAACACGGGCUUAAUAUUUUUGAAAUGCACCUCAAUUUUGUAAGCUUUAAAAUUAAAAUGAUGACAAAUUGCGUCCAUAAACAAAGUUAUAGUUUUGA
Molecule: messenger RNA, 1184 nt
Organism: Drosophila sechellia
Lineage: Eukaryota; Metazoa; Arthropoda; Insecta; Diptera; Drosophilidae
Product: solute carrier family 25 member 45
Exons: 5
Coding region: 1-912 (303 amino acids)
Biological process (GO): mitochondrial L-ornithine transmembrane transport
Cellular component (GO): mitochondrion
Molecular function (GO): high-affinity L-arginine transmembrane transporter activity
Source: RefSeq, a predicted model, not a curated record